Messenger RNA from Laetiporus sulphureus 93-53, 1971 nucleotides. RefSeq lists its product as uncharacterized. Lineage: Eukaryota; Fungi; Basidiomycota; Agaricomycetes; Polyporales; Laetiporaceae. The coding region runs from base 1 to 1971 and encodes 656 amino acids. The record is from RefSeq and is a predicted model, not a curated record. The transcript has 2 exons.
AUGGUCGCCCACUCUAGCUUUGCCUACCGAAACACGACCGAGAGCCGCAGGAGCUGCGUCACAUGCACCUCGCCGCUUGCUGCAUGCUCCUGCAGCUCAUCCGAGGAAUGCGUUCUCAUAGACUUGAGCUGUGAUGCGUGCCCUCAUUACGAAUGUAUCUCUCAACAGAGCUCGAGCUCCGGCUCAAGUGGGAUCAGUUCGGGCGCACUUGCUGGCGCUGUGAUUGCCUGCGUCGUCUUUCUUGCCCUGGUGCUUGGCGCCUUCUGGUUCUAUCGCAGGCGCUUACGGCAGCGGCGCCUGGCGGGUGCAGCAGUGGAGGACAAAGUCGAUGCUCCGGCUCGCGCAGAGGACGUGCUCAACCGGCCGGACCCCAACGAAAAGGGAGAGUCCGAGCAGAGCACGGUCAGGUUCUAUACAGGCGCCACUGGUGGAACGAUCAACCUUGAUCCCGAGUCGCAAGCAGGCUCCACGACGCAUGCAACGGACGGACAUUCUCGCAGCGAGUCAAGCACGGAGAACCCCUUCGGAGACAACCAUUCCAUCCAGACGACGUCCACCGGCACGCAGUCGAACGUCAUUCCGAUCGCAUUCGUGCCCCCCGCCUCGUUCACCGAUUCGCAUCACUCCGGAGCUUCCUCGGGUCCUGUCCGUCCUUCGCGUGCUCCAGAUCUUGAUCUCGGCAUGGAGCAGUCGCGCGACGCGCUGGCGGGCAAGUCGGGCGACGGACAGUCACAGCUGUCGGGUGUUUCUGGCAUCAACAACCGCGCAUCGUACUUGACCACGGGCAGUUUUGGCAGCGAUUUCCUGAACGAAGCUCCUGUCAUCGUCACCCCGACGCGCGGUGUAGUGAAACAGCACGUUGUGGGCCUUGUCAAGCCCGAAAUGAUUCGCACCUCACCUCAAAGCUCUCCCAAGUCGGGCAAUACUCAUCUUCGUGCGCAGUCAGGUUCGACCCGUCCUCCUGUACGUUCCCCUUUGGCUGCUGCAAGCUUCGGCCCCUCGGACGUUGUGGCUGAGAUUCCUGAGGACGACCAUGAUGCCGUCGCACGCUCGGAUCCGUUCGGUGAUGAGCAUUCGCUCCUCAAUAGGGAUGGCUCACAGAGGUCGCCCGCACCGUCCACGUCCACGUUCGGCACUCCUGAUGCAACUAAACUCCAGCAUUCUCGCUCGACGUCUGCACAAAACUCUAAUGAGCCGGACGUACCGAGUGCUGGCAAUCGUCCGCUGAGCACAUAUACGCAAGCAGCCUCCAUCGUAGGGUCUGUCAUUGGCGCCGAGAUCAGCAGUGGAACUCGUGUGCACCUCGGGCUAGACCAAUUUAGCACUCCCGCCACCGCUUCCAGCGGUGUCCUCAACACGCCGAGGACCCCGUACAGGAUGACGAGCGCCAAGUUCUUGAACACGCCUCCGUCUGGGAAUAGUGCACUGGAGCAGGAGCAGCAGCGUGCGAUGCAGGACAUAGACCAGUUCCAGGGGAGUCGGAUGUCGCUUGCGUCUGUCGUCUCGACAUCGACGCGUGCCGACUCGAUACUCGAGAGCUUCCCAUUCGUGCCACCAUCUCCCAUUUCGAAUCGCCCUAUCCGCUCUCCGCCCCGUUCCCCACUUGCGCAGCAGUCCACCGCCGGUAACAAAUUUGCCCAAGUGCAGCGGUCGCCGGUUCGGGAGGCGCCUUCGCGCGAGAGCGCCCGUGAGGCUCCUGUCUCCCCGCUGCCACCGCCCCCAAGGCCGAUGAACCGCAAGGCGCUUGGGAUCUCCAUGGCAUCUCAAUCGUCGACCGCAUCGAACGGACUGAGCUCGUUCCCAUUCCAAAUUGAUACUGGGAUCUCAGAGGACGCGUCAAGUAAUCCGGCUCCGUCGUCCUUCCCGGGCCGGCAACGGGCAAGCUUGGACACGCUUGCGCUGACGAGUGACCUGUCGUCAUAUCCGCUCAACUUUGAGAGGAACAUGCCUCCGCCGCCGCCUCGCCCAUGA